UUUAUAAACCAGUGGAACGCAUGUGGGCAAGAGCAUAGCAAAAUAUGACCCAGAUGCGCACACAGACAGCCUAGCCUAUCAAGCGAGAAAGGGAAAGCGCCAAAGCCAGAGAGAGAGAGAGAGAGAGAGAGAGAGAGAGAGAGAGAGAACAAAAGGGCGGAUGGGUUUGAUUGCAAAGGCCAAGAGCAACAACAGCAGCAGCAGCAGCAGUGAAAAUUGGGGUAUGGGUUUGCUUCUAGUUUUCUUUCCAGAAGACAACGGCACAGCCAUUGUUGACAGAAGUAACAUGCUUUUCUCUUCUUCAUCGUCCUCUUCCCCAUCUCCUUCCUCUUCAUCUUCUUCUUCUUCAUCAAAAACAUGCACAAUUUUCAGACGAACCAAUUCCAAUAAUCUCCUUUUGUCUAAAGCCCGAUCCACAAUUUCCAUCUGUGCCUUUUUGGUCUUCAUCACCCUUCUCCUCUUCACCCUCUCAACCUUUGAACCCACAACCAAGCCUCACCCACUCAUCACAACAGCCUCCAGAAGAUUUCUCUCCCAAAAAUCUCCACCCACCACCAACACAGGCCCCAAAUUACUCAAUAAACCCAAUGCCACCACAAACCCAAAUCACAGCUUCCUUCUCUCUUCCUCUUGGUUUGGCAAAAUGUGGAAGCAAAAACAAACCAACCCAAAUCUUGCUUCUCGCCGCCACCAAUUUGCUCUGCAAAAAAUGGGCACUCUGUACAGGCGCGGCACGAGAGCCAUGUCCGAUCUUGUGGUGGGCCAUGUCCAAGAGGACGUCACCGAAGACGACCUCCGCUUGUUUCUGAGGCUCCUGCACAGGUCCGGCCUCACAUCCAAAGCUGACGUGGCGCUCAUCUUUGCUUCUUCUUCUUCGAGAUUUGGCUCUGUAAUUGCAGAGGAGGACGACUCGUUUUUCAAGCUCAUUAACCAUUACAAGGAGCUGAACAGGACGAGUCGAAAACCCAGUUCGGGUUUCGACGUGGCUCCGUUUCUGAAGCUCGAGAAGAAGCAAAUUGAGGAGCCUCUGUGGGGGAAGAAGAGCACUAACUCGGAAGCUGAGUUGACUCAGUUGAGUUACGGCUCGGUUGUCGGGUUCGAGGCCGGUGAGCUUGACCCGGAGAACUCGCUUUCCGGGUUUCUAGACCACGUGGUCCCUAUGAGUCUACGAAGGUGGGCUUGUUACCCGAUGCUUCUCGGCCGAGUUAGAAGAAAUUUCAAGCAUAUUAUGUUAGUCGACGUCCAAAACUCGGUUGUACUCGGCGACCCACUCUGCCGAGUCAGGCACCAUAGCCCCGAGUCGGUUCUGUUAUUCACAAUGCCACCUGGUAAGCAUGGAAAGAAAAACUCUGAGUCAACUCCGUCCCACGGUCCCGUUAACUCGGUGAUUAUCACCGGCGGAGCUCGGGGUAUCCGCCGGCUGUCGAACACCGUGUUGACAGAAAUCGUUCGGGCUAUUAUGCAGCACAAGAGGAAGAACUCGGUCACGGAGUCAGGAAUUUUGAGUCAAAUUGUUGCCAACGCGUUCGUAGCGAAGAACAUCAAUUUGGUAACAUCUACUGAGUCAAUUCCGGACCCGAAUUCACUCGGCGCAGCGACUGGGUUGUCGGGUCACACUAUAAUCCAACGUGGUAAUAGUAACGCUCUGGAUCUAAAUUCUAUUAUUAUGAAGCAAAUUUGUUUAUCAGAAAUAGAUACUUCUGUCUAUAGGGAUUGUCAGGAAACAAUAAAAUAAGUUAGGGGAAAAAAUAGAAAUCUUUAUUAAGAUGUUGUCAAAAAAUUUCUUGCUUUUUCUUUGUUAAUUUCUUCCCUCCAUCCAUGGCCCCAAUUUUUGUUGUUACUUGUUUAUAAUAUUGAUUUAGCAAUAAAUUAAAUUCUUGUGUA
This is a messenger RNA of Prunus avium (sweet cherry), 1884 nucleotides long. RefSeq lists its product as uncharacterized. The record is from RefSeq and is a predicted model, not a curated record. NCBI's taxonomy places the organism in Eukaryota, Viridiplantae, Streptophyta, Magnoliopsida, Rosales, Rosaceae.